Molecule: messenger RNA, 786 nt
Organism: Penicillium concentricum
Lineage: Eukaryota; Fungi; Ascomycota; Eurotiomycetes; Eurotiales; Aspergillaceae
Product: class I SAM-dependent methyltransferase
Exons: 1
Coding region: 1-786 (261 amino acids)
Source: RefSeq, a predicted model, not a curated record
AUGUUCUCUCGUUGGUACAUGGUCUACCUUUCCCGAGUGGACAGAUCACCAUACACUAAGAGACUACAGCGCGAUGAAGCCUUCAAAAUCUACCACUACGCCUGCAUCGGACAAAUUCGUUUCCUAUCCUUCAAUCUCUCAAGCCUCCCAUUCUACAACAAAGUCCUAGAUCGCCUACGCUCAGACACGACAGCCGGCUUCCUCGAUGCAGGCUGCUGCCUUGGCCAAGAACUUCGCUUCCUGGCCAACCGAGAAAUUCCAGAUUCGCAGCUCUUUGACUGCGAUAUUGAGCAGGUCUUUGUGGAUCUCGGAUACCGGCUCUUUCGAGAUCGGGGGCACCUGGACGCUACCUUUGUCGUGGGGGAUAUGGCUGCUGUCUCGGGACAAGAUGGUGCGUGUCAUCUGGAAGGCAGGCUUGGUGGCAAGAUUAAUAUUGUCUUUGCUAGUUCACUGUUCCACUUAUGGGAUUAUGAGACGCAGGUCCGAGCUGCUGUGCGGUUGGUAAGGUUGUGUUGUAGUCAAACUGGGGUUAUGAUCACCGGUCGACAGAUGGGGGGUGUAUUGGCGGGACAUCAUGAACUGAAGGGGAUCGAGGAUGGGGCUAUGCAGUAUCGCCACAAUAUCGAGUCUAUGAAGGGAUUUUGGUGGGAUGUUGGCGAAGCGACGGCAACGCGGUGGACACUAGAGGCGGGCUUUUACUUUGCCGAGGAGCUCGAGCAGACGAAGAACUCACCUUCGGCUGAUUCGAACCUUCGCAUGAUUUGGUGGUGUGCGACGCGGUUGUGA